UACUACUGUUUGAAAUUGUAUUCUUGUUUUUCAUCAAUUAUGUCAUUAAAGGUGUAAAUGACAGAACGAGCUACUAUUUCGUAAUAGUUGCAGUUUUUAAUAUUUUGUCAAAGUUAAAGUUUUCCAUAGCGGUUUAUCGAAAUUCCAAUGUAAACGUUUGAUCGUGUUUCCGUUAUCUAACAACAACACUGGAUCUUCGAUAAAAGUUCGUGUUACGUGAUUUAGUUUAGUGUACGAUAGAGCUGAGUCUUUAUUUUGAGUGUGAGAUGAAAUUAACAACUUGUUUGUUUUUGUGUUGUAUUUUGGAGAUGUCAAGAUGGACGUCUUCACAAAAAACGGGAAAAUCGGAAAAUGAAUGCAUAGCAACCAAUGGUCGCCACGCUAAACUUGUUUCAAUUAUGAACUGUCCAGAAUUGUUAAAUAUUGCCAGGAAGCCAACGAUUACGACAGUCGAGGAAAGGCAUCUCAAAGCACAUACUCUUGGAAACCAUGUCUGUUGUGAAGCGCCGAUGAUUUCAACAACUGCUCGCAGCACUUCUGCUAGUAGAAGCAUUCCUGAACCUGAUGCUGAUUAUGCUGAUAUACCACUGGCUACCACUGACAUUAUUCCUAGUAAUAGAAUGCCUGCAUCUGAUUAUGGUGAAUUAUUCCAACCUUCAUCAUUACUACCAAAAGCGAAUGAUUGUGGCUUGGAACCCGCAAGCGAACGAAUCAUCGGCGGAAAUGCAACCCAAAUUGAUCAAUUUCGAUGGACGGUAGCUUUGGAUUACAACCACCAUAGAUGGAAAGGAGUUCUUUGUGGAGGUUCCCUAAUCAACACAAGAUACGUAUUGACUGCUGCGCACUGUGUUGACUUAUUGCGAAGUGAACAAGAUCUUACGCUUCGCUUGGGUGAAUGGGAUAUUGAACAGCACGAAGAUUGUGACGGUGAUGGAAACUGUAAUCCUAAGGUUAUAUUAGCGAAAGUAGAGCGGAGAAUUAUUCACCCAGAAUAUAAGAGAAAGGACAAAAUCAACGAUAUUGCACUCAUUAGGAUGAAACAAGCUCUCUCAAAGACCUACUAUUCACAUAUUUUGCCCAUAUGUAUGCCAUUUUCAACAGAGCUUAUGCAUGAAUCUUUCAACAACGUAAUUGUCAGUGUUGUUGGUUGGGGAUUGAACGAGAAUGGAACCGGAAGUCGUUACAAAAUAUACACAAACGUAACAACUGUUGACCAGGAAAGGUAUAAAUAUGAAACAGGAAAGUCACUAAAAGAUAAUCAAAUUAGUACUAAAUCCUCAAAUGAUACCCUUCGUGACGCCUGUGAAGGCGACUCAGGAGGUCCCCUACAAAUUCAAAUGAACGGGACAUACUAUCUUAUUGGGAUUGUCAUCCAUGGCCCCCGCUGCGAUUUUCGGAUUCCUCAACCAUCGGUUUACACCAGAGUCACGUCAUACAAGGACUGGAUAUUGGAAAAUAUAACUGAUUGACACCAGUUACUCGGAACCGCGAACUUGACAUCGGCAUACCAUAUAAAAAAAAUAAUAAAUGAGAAAUAUAUUUUAGGGAAUUCA
Aedes albopictus (Asian tiger mosquito) is the source of this 1553-nucleotide messenger RNA. Its product is annotated as CLIP domain-containing serine protease B4. Lineage: Eukaryota; Metazoa; Arthropoda; Insecta; Diptera; Culicidae. Gene Ontology annotation, molecular function: serine-type endopeptidase activity. The record is from RefSeq and is a predicted model, not a curated record. The transcript has 5 exons. Bases 267 to 1469 code for a protein of 400 amino acids. Gene Ontology annotation, biological process: proteolysis.